UUUGUUUCUAUUACAGUUUAAUAUUCUAAGAUUCUUCACAUUUUCUUCUUAACAGCAAUACAUCAGACAACUCCACAACCAAUUAUUACAAAAUCUUCUACUACCACUGAGCAUUCAAGAGCAACAAUGGCUCCAAAAGAAACACUGCUCAUUCCUUCCAAACCCAAAACAUCUGUUGGGCCAGAAGUACCACAGACUAAACCUGCUCCAAGGGCAACACACCUGGGAUCAAUUAACCUUAUAACAGUUCAUGUUGUUGAUGGGUCCAAAAUGACUUUGGUUCCCAAUGAAACGUACCAGAUUUCACCCAAGCCCAAAACUGCUCUAGCAACUGAAAUUCCACGGUUCCAUACAGGUAAUUUUUAGGAUUUUCUUGAGUUGUUGUAUUGAGAGUCUGUAGAUCUUAAGUAAAGUCAGUAUGGUUUAAGGUUUAAUGGUCUGUUCAUUAUUACCUUUAAA
Messenger RNA from Nipponia nippon (crested ibis), 459 nucleotides. The record is from RefSeq and is a predicted model, not a curated record. NCBI's taxonomy places the organism in Eukaryota, Metazoa, Chordata, Aves, Pelecaniformes, Threskiornithidae.